UCCCGGAUCAUUGCCGUACAUGGUAAAAGCGAUUUCGCAAUCGUCUCGUCUCCAUGUUCCAAACAAAAACACACUCUGAGCUGACACAGACGGGACCAAACUACUACUUUCUGCCCUAACUUCCCACAGUUUGUCGGAUGGUUGAGCCCCCCCACCGGCCCGUGAAGGUUGGUAGCAUCUCCAUCUCGUAGUGAGGGGAACAGAUUACAUCAUCAGGCAGAAGCCCAAUGAGCCGGCAGCUUAAACUCUCCCCACCAGAUCAAACCGGCGUCAGCGUCAUCCAGAGCCAAGCCCACGCCACCCCCCCCUCCUCUCUGCCCACCGGGCCCCAGCAGGUCCCCCAGCUCGUCUCCGAAGACCCCCCCGGCGGCAAGGCCGUCUCCCCCGGCAAGAUGAAGAAGCCGCACGCAGACAAAGACAGCGACGAGUACCGCCAGCGCCGCGAGCGCAACAACCUGGCGGUGAAGAAGAGCCGCAUGCGGUCGAAGCAGAAAGCGAUGGACACGCAGCAGAGAGUCAACGAGCUGAAGGAGGAGAACGAGAGGCUGGAGGCUAAAAUCAAGCUGCUCAGCAAAGAACUGAGCGUGCUCAAAGACCUGUUCCUGGAGCACGCUCACAACCUGGCCGACAACGUGCAGCCGCCCGCCGACGGAGCCAGCCCCGCCCCCAACAACGGCUCGGCCAAUGGGCAGUGAGCGGGGGCGGGGCCUGGGGAGCGUUCACUGCUGCAGGAAACUGGUUCUUCUUCACUGCUUCAAAUCUGUCACUUUUAACCCUCCUGACCUCUGACCCCCCACAUCAGCCCCCCCUCCACCAUCACCCCCCCCCCCCCCUCAUCAGACAGCCCCCCCCCUCCCUCAUGUUUAAAUCAUUUAUCGUUUAUUUUGAUUUAAGUUGAUUUAAAGCGAAGCAGCUGAUGAAACUGAACUCUGAUCAUGAGACGAGCCAACAGCACGGACGGCUCACGUUAUUGACUGAUUGAUUGAUUGAUUGAUUGAUUUGAGACGUGAUCGGCUGCGAUGAUGAGACUCUAAGCUGCAGCGUCACUUCCUGUUUCAGUCAGCUGACGUGGACGCUGUCAAACUAAAACAAUCGCCGUGUAAAUCUUUAAAUUUCCUGUUCAGGAUGUUUACUUCCUGUCGUUGUACAUUCACUACAUUUAAUGUUUGUUUCUACUUCUGGGAGCCAAUCAGAGACGAGGAACCUGGUCAGCUGACUGAUAAACAUUUUGAUCAGCUGUUUGUUCUUCCGGGAGAGCUGCAACGUUCCCUCAACGUUUCCUUAACGUUCCCUCUUACAUCCCAAACAGAGUAAAAUCAGCUCCAGGCUUUGAGGGGAUUUAAACUCAUUGUUAACGUCUCAGAGUUUAAAUUAAAAGUUUAUUUAAAGUCGAUUAUGCAGUAAAACACAAAUGUUCAGUUUGUCAGUAAAAAGUUUGAAUGUUCAGAAAGUCGAAGCAAAGUUGAAGAAUUAUUGAUGAAUAUGUUUCUAAUCAGACUGAACCUUUAAUGUGAAAGUUUCUGAAGUGAUUUGAACUAAAAGAAAAGAAAUGAAGUUUUAUAUCUUAUAAAAUAAAAUGAGACAAAAAGAUCAAAAGAUUCAUCAGAAGCUCAAAGUAUUGAUUUAUGAGUUUGAGACGUUUAUGACGUCAUAGAUGUUAAUUUACAGAGUUUAGAAAACGAGUCCCGACUGGUUUAUUUUAUAUUUAUGUGUUUUUAUAUUCAGUCACAAACUGAGACGUUUUUAGUCUUGAUUAUUAUUUAUUGUUUUAAUUUAAAGAUUCUUGUGGAAAUAAAAUCUAAAUCUGAUGUUUAAUAUUAAAUUUAAUCAUCGUUAAAAUGUUUUAAAUUGAUCCGAAAUGUGUCGGACGACGUUAUGAUCAGCUGAUGUUUGAGGUUCUCCUGUCUGAACGCUGUGGGAACGUUGAGGGAACGUUGUGGGAACGUUGAGGGAACGUUGAGGGAACGUUGAGGGAACGUUGUGGGAACGUUGAGGGAACGUUGAGGGAACGUUGCGGCUGCAGCCUUCGUGUUUUUCACUUUUCUAUGGUUGGUUUUUUACUUGUAUCAAACAGCAGCAUGUUUGCAUGAGUUCACUGCGAGUCUGAAGACGUGUGAUUGUCGUGAUGUUUGUUGCUUCGUCUGAAUGUUGCUGGGCAGCAUUUCUGUCACUCAGCUUUUUUAUAUCAGAGGAAUCUGAGCUAACGUGCAUUUAAAUUAAAAUUCAGUUAUAAAAGUUCUUCUCCUUGUUUCUCUUCACUUAUCAGAUAUAUUUAUUUAACCCUUUAAAGCCGGUUUCAUCUUUAUUAACUCACAGAAACUUUAUUAUUAUUAUAAAACUGGAGAUGAAACAGUUUAACAUUAAAGUGAAUGACGUGAGAUUAAAGCAGGAAACAGGCUGUAAAGGGUUAAUAUAUAAACUCUUUUCUUCACUUUCUGUUUUAUUCUGAAAGUUUUUCUAACAGCUCUGAUUUUUAUUUUGUUGUUGAAACCAAAACAAAGAGCUAAAACAGACGUUUGAGUUCAGAUCUAAAUAUUAAAUAUUAUUGAUCAUAAAGAGUUCAAAUCAGUGAGUUUGUGAAGCAGGUUUAAUAUUUAACGGUCUGAUUUAUAAUCAGCUGAUCAGAUGUUAAAUCUUAAAGUUAAAAUCUUCAUGAAUCAGAAAUCAGCAGCAGAUCAAUCAGACUGACUUUAAAUUAAAGUUUAUAUGUUUGAAUAUUUACAGAUUAAAACUGAACAUGAAAAGUUUUCUGUUUAUUUUUAUUAAUUUUCUAAAUAAAAGAGA
Molecule: messenger RNA, 2784 nt
Organism: Scomber scombrus (Atlantic mackerel)
Lineage: Eukaryota; Metazoa; Chordata; Actinopteri; Scombriformes; Scombridae
Gene: cebpg
Product: CCAAT enhancer binding protein gamma
Exons: 2
Coding region: 228-695 (155 amino acids)
Biological process (GO): DNA-templated transcription; regulation of transcription by RNA polymerase II
Molecular function (GO): RNA polymerase II cis-regulatory region sequence-specific DNA binding; DNA-binding transcription factor activity, RNA polymerase II-specific
Source: RefSeq, a predicted model, not a curated record